AUGCUUUCAUUUGUUUUGUUGUUUGUGACAACUAUGGCCUGUUCCAUUUUGUCGCAAGACUCGAUCAGUUUUGUAGAUCGAAUGCUAGAACAGUCCUAUGGUUCAAAGAUCCGAACGUUCAACGUGUGCCCAAGAGAGCUUAACGCAUCAUGGCUCUUGCGACCACCGUUCACGACAAAUUCUGGUGAAAAUGCAAGUGAAGUACGAGGGAUGUUUCACUACGUUUUUGAUCUGGCUUUGAACAAGUGUUGCGCCAUACUUAAUGCAGGAGCCAAAACAAGAAUAAAUUUCAAAACACAAGCACUAAACAGAUCUCAACUUCACGACCUUCUCCUUAAUGAUAGCGUUCAUCUUAUUCUUCCUGUGCAAAGCGAUGAGGACAAAACGUACAAAAUGAUCCUGCCUUUCAUCAAAAUUUUCGAUUCUCCUGGAGUCGUCCUCAUCCGAAGAUCUAAUCUUACAUGUGAUCAUUCAUCAUGGAUCAAGAAUAGGGAAAUUUGGAAUGCCAUUAGCAGCUGUCUCCCCAUCGUUGCCUUGACAAUUCUGCUGUCGUUUGUAGCAGGGAUAUUUGUCUGGAUGAUGGUAAGUACAAAACAUAAUUUAGAAGAAGGAGAAUUGUAACACCCAGGGGCGGAUCCAGAGGGAAGGGGGGAUUGGGUGGCUAGGUGGCUAGCCCCCUCCACCCUAGAACAGCCCCCCAAAGAAAAUGAUAAGUGGAAAUGCGUAGAUCUAAAAAAAUAUAGAAAUACGUGGGCACCAAAAACCAUGGACACCCAACGACGGUUUCCUCUUAAAUGCAUUGAAAACACUUUUUAGGCUAUCCAGAGUACUUUUAGAUCUCUAAAAAUGCAUUCUAAGUGACUCUAAAAAAUUUAUAUCCGUUCGGUCAUCCUAGGGCAACUUGAAUCUUAUCGAAAUUACAAGGGCUUCAGUAUUAUUUUCCUCAACAUUUUAGUCGCAAUUUAAAGUUUUACGAAAUUGGGAAUUCUUCUGAUUCCUCUCUGCAUCGCAUUUUCGAUUCCGAAAAUUUAAGGUUUCCUUUCCUUACGAAAAAUAGCUUAACCUGGGGAGUGAAAUGGGAAAAAUUUAACUUCAGAAAAUCGUAGGGAAUUUAUCAGAUAAGCGUCGAAAAUUGUACAUGAAUGAAACGGUCAUCUAAAAAGUUUUAGCUUUCCCCAAGCUAUAGAAAAUUCUAGGCAAUUUUUUUUAAUUUAGCUUAGUGAAAAUAGUAACUUGAACGCUAUUAGUUAAUUCUUACGUUUCAUAAUAAUGCACUCAUCCGGGGGAAAUAUGCAAAAUACGUCCAUAAUAGGCUCCUGGUGUAUAGCAAAAAAAGUCACAAAUGAACAAGCUUUAAUACCGUUCGCCACCAUAACAUUACCCAGUUUAUGCAAGUUAAUCUUAGCCGACUGAUCGAGGAGGACUUGUCUUGUUAAAUUCAAACAGGAAACGAAGACCAAUAACGAGGAGUUUGGCAGGCCGUUUUAUCGCGGGAUAUUUGACGGCUUCUGGUGGGCUUUUGUUACCAUAUCAACAGUUGGGUAGGCACAUCCGCCUUUCACCAGCUUUUUGAGCAAAUCUUAGAUCGACACGCACCUGUCAAAAAGGUCAAAAUUCGUAGCCGUCCCAACCCAUUUAUUACGCCUGAAAUACGCGAGUUAAUGAGAACAAGAGACAAAUGGAAGAAACUGGCGCAUAGAUCUAACGACCCUCUUGCCUGGGCAGGAUUCAGGAACUAUAGACGAGAGGUUAAACGUGAAAUCAGAAUAGCCGAAAGAGAGUUUGUUCGGGAUCAGAUCGCAAAUAACCAAAAUAAUUCUUCGGGUAACUUGUGGAAAACCAUAAGAUCCAUCCAUCCUUCCUAGGAAAUCGUCAAGUCGUUUGGUAUAUAAUCAGGAUGAGGAAUCUGUUGCAAACUCCUUUAAUGAAUUUUUUACCUCAGUUGGCCGAACCACUGUUGACAAAAUCAAAGCACUUGCCUCUGAAUGUAAUUACGAUCUUACGAAAACAAACUUUGUCCCUACGCACUAUCCAUUGUCUGAACAAUUUUCAUUCCAUUCUGUUAAUUGUAAGCAAGUUGAACAGAUCAUCGCAUUGUUACCAUCAAACAAAGCACCGGGCUUUGACAACAUUUCUGUACGUGUAAUCAAGGAUGGACUGUCAGUUAUUUUGUCGCCGAUUACUCACGUCAUCAAUGCCUCUCUUACAAAUGGCGUUUUCCCUGGAGGAUGGAAACAAGCAGAAGUAACGCCUAUUCCAAAGGAGGGAGAUCAUGAACAACCUUGUAAUAACAGACCGAUCUCGUUAUUACCGGUAUUGUCAAAGGUGUAUGAAAGAAUUGCGUUGAACCAGCUGACGGCAUAUUUAACAACAAACAACCGUCUUUCUGCGAAACAAAGUGGAAAUAAGAAAUUUUAUUCCACAGAAACGGCACUUAUCCGCUCCACAGAUGCCAUUUUGACUGGCAUGGAUAAGCAGGAACUCUCUGCUAUGGUUUUGUUGGACAUGAGUAAGGCAUUUGACGGUAUAAAUCAUGAUAUUCUCCUUUUAAAACUACAACAUCUCGGUAUUUCUAAAUACGCUCUCGCGUGGUUUACUAGCUACCUGACCUACAGACACCAAGUCGUGCGUAUUAACUCGACCCUCUCGAAUUCGUUGCGUUUAAAUAGUGGUGUCCCUCAAGGAAGCAUUCUUGGGCCGCUUCUUUUUAGUAUUUACAUUAACGACUUACCUUCUGUUCCUAGAAACUGUUUAACGCAAUGUUACAUAGAUGACACUAAACUUCAGAUUUCUUUUAAGAUGAGUGAUUGUCCGACUGCUAUGAACGAUCUAAAUAGCGACCUUCUUUUAAUACGUAAUUGGUGUUUUAACAAUUUUCUACUUUUAAAUCUUGACAAAACAAAACUCGUAGUCUUUGGAAGCCGACAACUACUUGCCAAACUCCCCGACUUCAAAAUAUCUCUUCUAGGAAAAGAUCUCGCUCUUACAUCUUCGGCCAAAGAUCUUGGGGUUGUUUUAGAUCCGUAACUAACGUUUGAUGACCAUGUUCUAAAAACUACGUCAUCUUGUAUGUCAAGCCUCGCACAAACCAGUCGGGUUAAACAUGUUCUUGACCGUAACCAACUGGUGACAGUAAUAAAUGCACUAGUCUUUAGCAAAUUACUGUACUGUUCCACAGUGUGGUCGAACACCUCGAACAAAAAUAUCUGUAGACUACAGUAAGUGCAGAACUUUGCCGCGCGCAUUAUUACAGGUACCAGGAAAUUUGAUCAUAUAACCAAUUAAACAAAAGCUGUUCUUCCGCGACGCUCUCAUGGCAUUUAAAUGCAUGACUGGUCAAGCUCCACAUUACCUCAGCGAUCAAUUUACAACAAGAAUUGCGGUCACCGGGCGCGUGACUCGAAGUUGCCAAUUAUUAAACAUCCCCUUGUAUAAGUCGAGUACCGGACAGAGAACAUUCCACUACCGCAUGGUGCACAUUUGGAACAAUCUAGACAGUACUCUUAAAACUGCAAAAUCGAUUUCUACUUUUAAAUUUUGUCUGAAAAAUAAGUUGAUUACUGACUUUUUAAAUAGCAGGUUAUGAUAGUAUUUUAGUAUCUUACUAGUAUCUUAUUUUAUUUUAACUUAAAAUAUGCAUAUUGUAUAGUACGUAGUGAGAAUAUUUAUUAUACGAUUAAUUCUUAAAUAGGUAUGUUUAUAUUGCUUUGUUCACCGCAUUCUUUCUUUUUAAUCGAAUUGUUAACUACUUCUCUUAUCUUAAUUAGUUUUUUUUUUUUUUUUUUUAGUCGCAUUGUCACUGAAAAGCCCCCCCAGGGGAGUGUCAAUAAACUAUUGUAUUGUAUUGUAUUAUAGGAAUCUUUGCUGACGUCAUAUACAUUUUUGCUCAUUAGCAUACGAAGUUACCCACAGAAGGCGUCACGGCAUGCACAAAUUAAAUCCAAACGUUGAGAGAGUUGGUUAAUUUGAGCAAUUUGAGCAAUUUUCCGCUCUUUGCAAGCAAUAACAAAGGAAAUAACUACGAAAUUGCUGAGUGGCAAAGCCUUAAUGAGCCCAUAUAUUCUUUGUAAGGUUUCGAGGCUUUCAAAGAUAAUUUCUCCGAAACUAUUCGGUAUAUCUGGCUCUUUUUUUUGUCAUAGAUAACUGAAAUUGUGAUACUCUUUUGAUAUUCAGAGGGUUUAUUUCAAUAGCUUGCUCACAGAAUGAAAGGCAUAUGCUAACUGAGGCAAAAAAAUGUAAAGAAAGAUUUGCCUAUUAAACAGUUAUAGGUUAUUGCCUAAUUUCAAACCGAGAGUGGCUGGGUCGAGUCCGUUUAUUUAUAAAAUAACUGAGAUAGUACGCGUGAUCUGAUUGGUCAAAAACCUAUGGUUUAUUAUACCGGUAAACCCAUAGAAAAAGGCAUCCGGACCACGAGCCAUAAACAAAACCGAAGUUGAAUGCAGGGCAAGAUUAAAAAACUUCCAUUCAUCAAACGUACUUUGUAUCUGUCCCUCUCUUUUCGAAACCUAUCUUAAGAAGGCAAAAUAUAGCAUCUACGAAAAACUCUCAAGAGUUUUUAGCGUCCCAGGUUUCCGUUUUGAGGAGAAAUAAAGCCACCAACUCCAGUACUUCUAACCGUCCAUUUUUCAGCUGCAUUGCCAGGAAGCCCUUGUACUUGGUAAUUUAUUCAAGCUUUUUAGACUUGACAUCGCAUUCGCGCGGCAAGUUUGCCGCUUGGCGAUAAAGAUGAAGAAAAUAUGACAAUCGUCUUAUUCUUUUCAUUAUCCCCGGUGGCAAACUGGCCGUGCGAAUGUGAUGGCAAAUCUUUCAAGCUUGAAUAAAUUACCUAAUACAAGAGUUUUCGUUACAGCUGAAAUUUGAUCGGUUGAAGAACUGGAGUUGGUGGCUUUAUUUCUCCUCAAGACGGGAGCCUUCGGUCCUAAAAACUGGUAGGAGAUUUCUGUAGAUGCUAUAUCUUGCUUUGUUGAGAUCUUUUUAGAAAAGAGAAGGGCAAAUACACGGUAACUUUUAUAGAUAGAUGUUCGUUCAUCUUGCCCGCAUUCGGCAAGAAGUUGUUCUUCUUGCAUUGCGAACUUUAUUCGCCGUAGGUUUCUGAUUAGCCAGUUUCUUGCAACUAAAGCUUUGGGCAAGAAUACCCUUGCAGAUAGGAGAUAGUCCGUCAGCAGUUUCCUCUAUUUGCGUGUCAAGUUUCACAAAUGUGUUAGCGUUGCAUUUUAAGAUUAAGUUUGACAAGACAUUUGUGCAGCGAGUUCUACGGUCACGACUGACUUCAAACUUACAGUAAUAAAACUAGAGAGCUCUGAAGCUUAUUUUUUGUAAAAAUGCGGUUUUAAACAUAUGCUGAUAUCUCAAACGUUUUUAUACCUACAAGAAAAUAAAUAACAGUUUCUUAAAGGUCGACCAUUCCUUAUUAAGGAUGCCAAAAAUCAUAGAAAUCGGUUAAGUCUUUCCUGCCGAAAAACGCGAUUUUAAAACAUAACCAACGCGCAUAUAAUAGGUUCGGGCCACAAAGAACUCAUACUGAUUCAAUAUUUUUCGCGCUUAUUCCAAGAAAGCGUGACGCAAGUAUAAAAGUUGCUGUUUUUCCAGUCUAAACCAAGAGUGGAUAAAGAGCUUUAGUAUAUACUAAAACAGUGGAUAGUGUUUUUCGCGCGCUCUGAUUGGCUGCUCAAUCAGUGAAUAUCCUGCACUAUUCACUGAUUCACCUCCAGUUCCUCCGAGCGAGCGACGCCAAACUCGCGUAAGUUACGAGCAAAAUGCCUUCCCGGUUUGCUGCCGUAACAAAAAAAGAAAUUUCACAACUAAUCAAGCAAGCUGUUCCCGAAAUACACGAAGAAGGAGACGAAGUUCGGUUUGGAAGUUUUAGCAGGUAAAGCUUUCUCUGUUUGACUUGAAUUUAUCGAUAAAACCGGUGAAAAAGUUUUUUGUUUACAAAUGCAAAUUAACCUUAUUAAUCUUGCUUAAAACUACAUAUAAUAACCUUUUUUACAAAAUGAUUUUAAAUAGAAAAAGAAUUCACAACUCCUUUUGAAGAAAUUUCCCCGCAAGAGCUAAACAAAUGCCUUCAAAAUUUUUAUUUGUCGACAAGAAAAAGCGACGACCGCGGCCAUUCGGUCAUUGCGCGCCAAAAUUGUAAUCAUUGGCAACAGUAAAUGAGUUGAAAAUCAUUUUUGUGCUCAAUUAUCUCACUGUUUCAGAAUAUACUAAAACAAUUAUUCACCUCAGGGUCGGUGGCUAGAUCUAACUUAACAGCCUAGUGUAAAGACAACCAUCAUAUGAUUGAUCUGCAGUACACAAGUAAUAAUAAAUCAAGGUAAUUUCGAAAAAAAAAUAACAACUCUUCUUUCUUCAGUCGGUUUUUGGUGACUCUGAUGACGAUGUUGAGAAUAACAACAGACAUAAGUAGAACCAUUUUCUCAGUAGAUAGCUGAAACGUUUUAAAUUUUGAAUGCAUUUUUUCUUGAAGAUACGGCGACAAGACGCCGAAGUCUGUAAUUGCCCGACUGUUUGCUGUGGGAUGGAUAAUGAUUGGUGUCACCAUCUGUUCACUUUUGGUAGCCACAUUGUCUAAAGCUUUGACAAGCGUUACAGUGGAGAGAUUUGGUGUGGUCGCACAAAUGAAGGUUGGUACAAAAUGCAAUGAGGAAUUUCAUUUCUUGUCGACUUGAUGUUAGCAACGGCCUAACGGGGGAACAAGGAUGGCGCAUUGGAGACAGCACAUCACACGCCACCCACUAAUGUGGCCCGAGUUCAAACCCCGGCGUCGACACCAUAUAUACGCUGAGUUUAUCGUUGGUUCUUUUCUUAGUUCCGAGAGGUUUUUCUCCGGGUCUUUCAGUUUCCCCCUCUCCUUAAAAACCAACACUUCCAAAUUCAAAUUCAAUCUGGAACGCACGGACAUGUUUCAACGAGUUCGUAAGAACUGCUACGUGCAUGCUUCUUGGGUAAACAAUAGAGAGCAAUGACAAUCCUCCUUGUUUUAUAGGUUGGUGCCACAAGAGAUAGCAUUGGUUUGCAGAAAGCGGUGAAUCUUGGUGCGAACGUAAGAGGUGAUUGUCUUUUGCUACCAAACUAUUCCAGAAUAUUUCUUUAAUUCAAAGAGACUCACAGUGGAAGAUCUAAGUUAGGUAUACUAGCCGAUUUUAUUUUAUGUGUACUCAGCUUUUGAGGACCUUAAUGAGGCCUACAACGCUUUGAUCAAUGAAAAGUCGAUAGAAGGAGUGAUGGAGGAGGUGUUCACAACCACGGAAUAUAUCAAGAAAAAGAACAAUCCAUUGUUUUCUGUUGUCCAUUUCUUUGAAGAGAAGCAUGGCUAUGGUGUGGCAUUCAAAAACAAUCCUUUUUGGGAAAACAGCAAACUGGACAAGUGCAUGAAGGAUGUCGUCCAAUUUGUAGUCAACGAUGAUAAAUACGCUGUUAUGUCCAAGUUCGUUAGUAAAAUCGAGGUAUGA
Messenger RNA from Porites lobata, 7451 nucleotides. Lineage: Eukaryota; Metazoa; Cnidaria; Anthozoa; Scleractinia; Poritidae. The record is from the annotation of a GenBank genome assembly.